UUUUACUGUGACAAUUCUCCCAUCGGCUUCGGAACGUACACAAAUUGUCAAUGCUUUGUGAUUUUUACAAUUUUUGGUAGCAUUUUGCCGCCUCUGUGGAUUUUCAAAGUGGAAAAAGAACUUAAUACCAUCUCAAACUCGUCGCAAACGGGUUAAGCGCGUUAGAACUCUCGUGGGCAAUUCCCAUUGCGGUUUCAUUGGUUUUUUUCUAUACUGAUCGAACAAGUAUCGAUCGCACAGCCCUAAAAAUGAGUGCUAGCGAAGAGCAACACGAUCAGCAGCCGCGUGCCGAUUCUCCCACGGUCGAUGAAGAACGCCCACCUGGUGCGGGCGAGGUGGCCGAGCAUGAGAUCGUUAAGAUGGAGGACGUAAUCACGAUCGAUCCCGAGACGACCGAGGUCGAUCUGAACCAUGGCCGGAUUGGGAAGAUCGAGAAUCUCGAACCUCUGACGAAGCUGGAACGACUGUACCUGCGUUGGAAUUUAAUUAAAAAAAUCGAAAAUCUUGACCAUCUGACGUCGCUGCUGGAGCUCGAGCUGUACGAUAAUCAGAUCACCGAGCUGGAAAAUCUGGACAAUCUCGUCAAUCUGGAAAUGCUCGAUGUCAGCUUCAAUCGGCUGCAUCAGAUCAAGAACCUGUCCGCGCUGACCAAUCUGCGCAAGCUGUUCCUGUGCGCUAAUCGCAUCUCGCUGAUCGAAAACCUUGACCACUUUAGCAGUCUGACCAUGCUGGAGCUGGGUGAUAAUAAGAUAAGGAAAAUUGAAAACCUCGACAAUCUGUCCAGCCUAACCCAUCUGUACCUGGGCAAGAACAAAAUUACGAAAAUUGAAAAUCUCGACAAGCUGGGCAAGCUGGAAUGCUUGAGCUUGCAGUGUAACCGGCUAACCAAGAUCGAAAACCUGGACCAGCUGGUAAAUCUGACCGAACUGUACCUGUCCGAGAACGGCAUAGAGACGAUCGAAAAUUUGGACCAAAACAAACAGCUCGAAACGCUCGAUCUGGCCAAGAACCGGGUCAAGCGCAUUGAAAACAUUGAACACCUGGAAAUGCUGGAGGAAUUUUGGAUGAACGACAAUGGCGUGUCGGAGUGGACGUGUGUGGAUAAGCUGGCCAGCAACAAGAAGCUGGCAACGGUCUACCUGGAGCGCAAUCCGGUAGCGAGCGACGUGAACUAUCGUCGAAAGCUGAAGCUGGCCGUGCCUUGGUUGCAGAAGAUCGAUGCCACGCUCUGUCGCUAGGAAGUGUGGUGUGAGUCUGUCCUAUUUUUGUAAUGCAGUUAAAUAAAGCUAAGAUCCAAAAGGUGGAUAGUAUUAGGA
Anopheles merus is the source of this 1316-nucleotide messenger RNA. It is a transcript of the gene sds22, whose product is annotated as protein phosphatase 1 regulatory subunit 7. NCBI's taxonomy places the organism in Eukaryota, Metazoa, Arthropoda, Insecta, Diptera, Culicidae. Gene Ontology annotation, molecular function: protein binding. Bases 249 to 1238 code for a protein of 329 amino acids. The transcript has 7 exons. The record is from RefSeq and is a predicted model, not a curated record.